This is a messenger RNA of Thermochaetoides thermophila DSM 1495, 654 nucleotides long. Its product is annotated as phosphatase-like protein. Gene Ontology annotation, biological process: pyrimidine nucleobase metabolic process; nucleotide catabolic process. The coding region runs from base 1 to 654 and encodes 217 amino acids. The record is from RefSeq and is a predicted model, not a curated record. The transcript is spliced from 5 exons. Lineage: Eukaryota; Fungi; Ascomycota; Sordariomycetes; Sordariales; Chaetomiaceae. Gene Ontology annotation, molecular function: nucleotidase activity.
AUGGGGUCCGCAGACUCAGAUCACCCCCUUACCAACCGGGUCGAGCCCAAGCAGGUGCUCUUCUUUGACAUUGACAAUUGCCUUUACCCCAAGAGCGCUCGCGUCCAUGACUUAAUGAAAGAUUUAAUUGACCGUUACUUCCACGAGCACCUCUCCCUCCCCUGGGAAGAAGCAGUCCGCCUACACCGCGAGUACUACCAAUCCUACGGGCUCGCCAUUGAAGGCCUUGUCCGACACCACCAGAUCGACCCGCUGGAAUAUAACGCCAAGGUAGACGACGCACUUCCGCUCGACGGGGUGAUCAAACCACGGGACGAGCUCAAAAAGCUGCUUAGGGAUAUCGACAGGAGCAAAGUGAAGUUGUGGCUGCUGACGAAUGCCCAGGUACCGUUAGUGUGUAAGCCGCAGAGGGGAAUGUAUGAGAAGGCGAUGCGGGAAGCGGGCGUGGAGAGGUUUGAGGAUUGUUACUUUGUCGAUGACUCCUAUCUCAACUGCCAAAAAGCAGAGGAGAUUGGGUGGAACGUUGCCCAUCUAGUGGAAGACGGGGUCAAGGUGCCGGAUACACCGGCCUGUAAGUACCAGAUCCGGCAUCUGGAUGACCUGCGGACGGUGUUUCCGCAGUUCUUUAAGCCUGAGAGUAUUGCGGCAAACUGA